GAGCUGCGCGCGGAUGCGGAGUGGACCCGUGCACUCUCGUGGACGCGUGUGUGGAUGUGCGCGCGCGGAGCCGGUGGGCGUGCAGCGGGAAUCGGAGCGAGUGACAGCAGCUUCGGGGGGGUGGUGGUCCUGCGGGCCGGAGCUCAUCACCAUCGUCACCAUCAUCUACCCGUCAUCACCAUCGAAUCCUCCUCAUCAUCAUCAUCUUCAUCUGCUGCCCUCUGAUCCGAUCUCGUCCGACCGGUGGGAGGGGGGGGGGGUGUCUCCGUAUCGAUCACUGGCGUGCACGACCGGGGGGGGCAGCAUGCAGUGGCACGACGCGCGGACGCUCCUCCGGUGGGCUUCGAACCUGUGUCCGCUCCUGCUGGGGGUCGCCGCCUUCAACGUGGACGUGGAGAAGCCCACCGUGUACGGCGGACCCGCAGGCAGCUACUUCGGCUAUUCCGUGGAUUUUUACACCCAGACAGGGCACGGUGUCAGCGUCCUGGUCGGCGCUCCGAAGGCUAACACCUCCCAGCCGGGGAUAGUGGAGGGGGGGGCCGUGUACCACUGCCCCUGGCCAGGCCCGGAGCCCCCCCCCUCGAACCCGAGUCGCUCGGACCCCGACUCCUGCAGGCAGAUCCCCUUCGACACGGCCAACAACAGGAUGAUCAAAGUGAACGGCACCCGGGAGCCUCUGGAGUUCAAGUCCCACCAGUGGUUCGGAGCCUCCGUCCGCGCGCACAGGGGCCAAGUGGUGGCGUGUGCCCCACUCUACCAGUGGAGGACGGUGAAGAUGGGCGGCGAGAAGGACCCCGUGGGCACGUGCUAUGUGGCCGUGCAGAACUUCAGCGCCUACGCCGAGUACUCGCCCUGUCGUUCCCAGGAUCCGGACCCAGAAGGACAGGGCUUCUGCCAGGCCGGCUUCAGUGUGGACUUCACCAAGGAGGGGACCUUGGUGAUCGGCGGACCGGGGAGUUUCUACUGGCAAGGUCAGGUGAUAACGGCGGGCGUGGCGGAAAUCCUCAACGGCUACUCGCUGAAGGCCAUCCUGAGGAAGGUGAGCGGGGAGAAGCAGACGGCGGCCGCCUCCGACAGCCACGACGACAGCUACCUGGGCUAUUCUGUGGCGGUGGGAGAAUUCACGGGUGACUCGGAGCAAGAGCUCAUCGCUGGGGUGCCAAGGGGUGCGCAGAACUUCGGCUACGUGGCUGUUCUAAAUUCCACCAACUUAACCUUCAUUCAGAAUUUCACAGGAGAACAGAUGGCCUCGUAUUUUGGCUACACGGUCGCUGUGUCGGACCUUAAUGGGGACGGCUUGGAUGACCUUCUGGUGGGCGCUCCCCUCUACAUGGACCGGGAGCUGGAGAGCAAACCCCGGGAGCUGGGCCGUGUCUACGCGUACCUUCAGGAGGGAGACCUUCUCUUCUCAGAGCCCAUCGUCCUCUCUGGGACCGACGUGUUUGGGCGCUUCGGCAGCUCCGUGGCCUCCCUGGGUGAUCUGAACCAGGACGGAUUUCAUGACAUUGCCGUGGGGGCUCCCUUCGCAGGGGAGGACCGUAGGGGCCGCGUCUUCAUCUACAACGGCCGCAGCGAUGGACUCAAGCCGCAGGCCUCCCAAGUACUGGAGGGACCUUGGGCGUCCCAGUCCACGCCAGCAGGCUUUGGCUUCACCCUCAGGGGGGGAUCCGACGUGGACAAGAACGAAUAUCCAGAUCUGAUCGUCGGAGCCUUCGGUGUGGGGAAAACUGUUGUCUACAGGGCCCGGCCUGUGGUGACCGUGGAAGCUCGCAUGGUCCUCAGCCCAGACAUCCUCAACCCAGAGGACAAGAGCUGCCAGCUGCCGGGCUCAGAGACUAUGGUGACCUGUCUGACGGUGGAGGUCUGCACCAAGGUCUCAGGCACUGGCAUUCCUGAUGUCAUAGCCUUGAACGCAGAGCUGCACUUGGACUGGCUCAAGCAGAAAGGAGCCAUUAAGAGGGUCCUGUUCCUCCACAACAACCAGCACCACCACCAGGGGAAACUCGUCAUUGACAAGAGGAAGAAGCAGGAGUGCCAGAACUACCCCAUAUAUCUCCGGGAGGAGAGCGAGUUCCGGGACAAACUGAGUCCGAUCAGCGUGGCGCUGAACUACGGCUUGGACGAGAGCAGCCCUCUGCCCGGGCUGAGUCUGAGACCCAUCUUGGACCCGUACGGCAAGGCCUUCGUUCAGAAGCAGGCCAACAUCCUUCUAGACUGUGGUGAGGACAACAUGUGUGUCCCCGAUCUCCGGCUGUCCGCCACCAUGGACAGAGAGCAGCUGGUCAUCGGUGACGACAACCUGCUCGCGCUGACCAUCGGCGCGGCCAACCGCGGCGAGGGGGCGUACGAGGCGGAGCUGCGCGUGCUCAUCCCGCCCGAGGCGGACUACAUCGGAGUGGAGCGUCAACGAGAGGCCCUACAGAGGCUGAGCUGCGAGUACCGGAUGGAGAACGUCACCCGCAUGGUGCUCUGCGACCUCGGCAACCCCAUGGUGGCACAUACCAACCUGUCCGUGGGCCUGCGCUUCUCCGUCCAGCGCCUGGAGGAGGUGGGGCCCAACAUCAGGUUCGACCUGCAGAUCCGAAGCUCCAACAAGGACAACCCGCACAGCAACCCCGUGAGCUUGACGCUGGACAUCGCGGUGAAGACGCAAGUCGAUAUACGCGGCGUGUCCCACCCAGCCCAGGUGGUCCUGCCUUUCCCCCGCUGGGAGCCCAAGGAGCAGCCCGCCAAGGAGGAGGACGUCGGCCCCCAGGUCCAGCACAUCUACGAGCUGCACAACCAGGGCCCCAGCUCCAUCAGCAGCACCCUGCUGGAGAUAGGUUGGCCAAGCCGAUACCGCGACGAACAUCUCCUCUACGCCCUGGAGGUCCUCACCGAUGGGCCCAUCAAGUGCAGGACCAACACCUCGCUCAACCCUCUGGACCUGGAGAUAUCGAGACUCCAGGACACACCUGAGCUACUGGGCUUCCUGCGAAACACAAGCUCCCCGCCGGUGCGACGCAGGCGCUCGGUUGGCACAUCCGGUGUCUACAGCAGCAAGACCCUGAACUGCAGUAACGUCCACUGCCUGGUGGUGGCGUGCCACGUGAGCCGGCUGGAGCGCGGGCGGAGCGCCGUGGUGAAGAUCCGCUCGCGUCUCUGGGCCCUGACCUUCCUGCAGAGGCACAACGACCCCUACGUGCUGAACUCCACCGUGUCCUUCCGAGUGACGGACGUGCCGUACCGCGUCAAGCCCAAGAGGCUUCCGCACGAGGCCAAGUCUAUCGGCACCUUUGUGGUGUGGGCCACGCCCGAUGUCUCCUUCGCCAUCCCGCUCUGGGUCAUCAUCCUGGCCAUCCUGCUCGGCUUGCUGGUCCUCGCCAUCCUCUCCCUGAUUUUGUGGAAGUGCGGCUUCUUCGACCGGGCGCGACCGCCGAAGGACGACGUGUCUGACCAGGAGCAGCUGACGUCAGAGAAGGCCACCGAGGCAUGAGAAGA
Messenger RNA from Scleropages formosus (Asian bonytongue), 3480 nucleotides. RefSeq names its product integrin, alpha 8 (gene itga8). Gene Ontology annotation, cellular component: external side of plasma membrane; integrin complex. NCBI's taxonomy places the organism in Eukaryota, Metazoa, Chordata, Actinopteri, Osteoglossiformes, Osteoglossidae. The transcript is spliced from 30 exons. The record is from RefSeq and is a predicted model, not a curated record. The coding region runs from base 14 to 3475 and encodes 1153 amino acids. Gene Ontology annotation, molecular function: integrin binding. Gene Ontology annotation, biological process: integrin-mediated signaling pathway; cell-matrix adhesion; cell-cell adhesion.